GGCCCUCAACUCGAAGAAAGUCGGGCCACUAUUUAAACUCAGCCUCCAACCCCUCAGGCUGAAACUGCCACACAGGCUCGAUCGUCUGCGAUCGCUUCCUUGAACUCAUAAUGCCCUCGCCAUAUGUGAAAGAAAUAAAAAACCUCAGCAAGGGGUACGGAUCCACCAUCAUAGACGCUAUCCACAGCUGGCUGGUUGAAAGUUCUCACUUUCUCGUGGGCCGGUCAUGGAGAUCGUUUGGCACGAAACAAGCGACCGCGAAGAAAAUGCACAAUGAGGAUAUUCUAAGACCUGAAACCAAAACUAUUAUGCAGGAAAGAAUAUACUUAUUUGCUGAAGACGGCAGCGAUUCAUUCGUGCGGACGAGGAUGUCUGAGAUAACCCGCGAUUCCUCGCUCGUGUCACAUUCGGGAUCAAGAGCUCAAGAGCCCAUAGAAUAAUAGCGCUUAGAUUGGACAAGUCUUACUUGUUUGGGAUGCUAAGAGACCAUGGCUCCGAGGUAUGUUUUCUAUCGACUUGUGCUGUAACAACCAUGAUAGUCUACAAUUACCAUAGUAUAUCUGCCAUGCGACC
Molecule: messenger RNA, 573 nt
Organism: Xylaria bambusicola
Lineage: Eukaryota; Fungi; Ascomycota; Sordariomycetes; Xylariales; Xylariaceae
Exons: 1
Coding region: 111-440 (109 amino acids)
Source: RefSeq, a predicted model, not a curated record